AUGGGCAACGAUUACCACCGCCCCAAGGACGUAGCAGGCGAGAACCGCUACGCAUUCACCUCUCACGCCGACUCCGCCUUUGACGUAUGUUUCGAGAACAUCUUCACCUCGUCCGGCUCCUCCAAAUCCAUCACCCCGCGCCACGUCGAGCUCGACAUUGACAUUGGCGCUGACGCCAAGGACUGGAAUGCUAUUUCCGCUGUGGACAAGCUGAAGCCUGUAGAGGCGGAACUCAGGAGGAUCGAGGAGGUCGUCGGCGAGAUUGUGACGGAGAUGGAUUACCUCAGGAGUCGCGAGCAGAAGCUGAGGGAUACCAAUGAGAGUACCAACGAGAGAGUCAAGUGGUUUGCGCUCGGCACCAUGGGUAUGCUUGUUGGGCUUGGAGCUUGGCAGGUUGUUUACCUUAGGGCCUAUUUUAGGAGCAAGCAUCUCAUCUAG
Alternaria atra is the source of this 438-nucleotide messenger RNA. RefSeq lists its product as uncharacterized. The record is from RefSeq and is a predicted model, not a curated record. The transcript has a single exon. Gene Ontology annotation, biological process: Golgi organization; endoplasmic reticulum to Golgi vesicle-mediated transport; intracellular protein transport. Gene Ontology annotation, cellular component: COPII-coated ER to Golgi transport vesicle; endoplasmic reticulum-Golgi intermediate compartment; Golgi apparatus. Bases 1 to 438 code for a protein of 145 amino acids. Lineage: Eukaryota; Fungi; Ascomycota; Dothideomycetes; Pleosporales; Pleosporaceae.